CGUUUCGGAUCCAGCAUGGCAGGGAAGCAGAAAAGGAAGUUAGAAGACCUCAGUGUGGAUGAGUUCAUGCAGUCAGGUUUUGCCAGUGAAGGUGAAUCUGAUGAAGAGACUAAACAGCAGAAUGGACUCAAACCGAACAAGAAGAAAGAGCUGGAAUCUGAAGCCUUCACGACGGAUGAUGGGAAAAAGGGUAAAGCCACUCAACACAAGCAGCAGCUGUCCAGGUUAAAGAACAAAGAUCCAGCAUUCUACAAGUUCCUGCAAGCAAACGACCAAACCCUCCUAAACUUUGAUGACACAGACAGCUCUGAGGAUGAGGAUGAGAGAAAGUAUCACAAAUUGCCAUCUGCACUGGAGGAGGCCGGCUCGGAUGACGACGUCUGUGACGAUGAGGACGAUAAGGGUCAGAAAGCUUCGAAGAAAUCCAAGAAGGCAGUGGAGACCAUCAAAGUCACAGAAAAAAUGAUUGCAGACUGGAAAGUUGCAAUGAAGAAGGAACCCACCCCUCGUCUCUUCAGAGAAGUCACCCAGGCCUUUAAGGCCGCUGUGGCCACAACCAAGGGCGAAGGAGGGUCUCUUUGUCGAUACAAAGUUGCUGACAGCUCAGUGUUCAACGCCCUGGUCUUGUUCUGUAUCAGAGAUAUUUUUGUGGCCCUGCAGAGGAUUCUCAACUUGAAGACAGAAAAAGACCAAAAAAGUAUGAAUUGGAUGUUAGUGGUCCCAUCGGCCAGUCCCAAGUGGCAGAAGAAUCAGAUUGACAUCAAGAUGUAUCUCAGUGGAGUAGUUCAGCUGUUAUCCUGUCUGACAGAGGCUACAGUCAUCAGUGCAGUCCUGCGCCACGCCAACCAGCUCAUACCGUAUUACCUUUGUCUCCCCAAACAGAGUCGUCACCUGGUAAAGCAAUUGUUGAAGCAGUGGAGUACAGGAGAGGAGACAAGUCGGGUUCUCGCCUUCCUGGCACUCAACAAGAUCUGCAGACACAAGCAGGACAAAUAUCUUAACCCUAUUCUUAAGCAAAUGUACAUUUCCUAUGUACAAAAUUGUAAGUUCACGUCUCCCAAUGCACUGCCCAUGAUCAACUUCAUGCAGCGAACCCUUACAGAGAUGUACUCCCUGGACACACAGGCGACUUACCAGCACGCCUUCAUCUACAUCCGACAGUUGGCCAUCCACCUCAGGAAUGCCAUGACCAUGAAGAAAAAGGAAACGUACCAGUCGGUGUAUAACUGGCAGUAUAUCCACUGUCUGUACCUCUGGUGUCGGGUCCUCAGCACCCUGCAUCCCAGUGAUGUCCUCCAGCCUCUAAUCUAUCCACUCUGCCAAGUCAUAAUUGGCACCGUGAAACUGGUGCCCACAUCAAGAUACUAUCCUCUGAGAAUGCAUUGUUGCAGAGCCCUCAUCCUGCUGUCCAGCAGCACCAACACAUUUGUACCUGUGCUGCCUUUCCUCUUGGAGAUCCUCCAACAGGUGGACUUCAACAAGAAACCAGGCCGAAUGAGCAAGAAACCCAUCAACUUUGCAGUCAUCCUGAAGCUUGGCACUGUCAACCUAAUAGAGAAAGCCUACAAGGACGGGUUGAUUGACCAGCUGUAUGACCUCAUACUGGAAUACUUCCACACUCAGGCCGGCACCAUCGGGUUCCCAGAGCUCGCCCUUCCCACCGUCAUUCAGCUGAAAGCGUUCCUGAAGGAAUGCAAAGUGGCCAAUUACUGCAAGCCGAUGCGCCAGCUGCUGGAAAAGGUACAGGAGAACAGCAGCCACAUCACAGGACGGAGACAGAAGGCUGCCUUCGGAGUGGCUGAUGCCACUGCUGUGGUGGCUUGGGAGAAGCAGAUCUGUGAGGAAGGGACUCCCCUCAGCAGAUACUACAGCCAGUGGAAGAAGCUGAGGGAGAAGGAGAUCCAGCUGGAGAUCUCUGGCAAAGAAAGGAUGGAAGAUCUGGAACUCCCUGAGGUCAAACGUAGGAAGUUCCAGGAGAAGAAGGUGGAGGACAAGAAGGAGUUCAAGGAUCUGUUUGAUACCGACAGCGAAUCAGAUGGAGAUGACGGAAGAUUCAAACUCAAAGGGAAAAAGGGCCACCGUGGAUCUGAUGAUGAGGAUGAUCUUGAAGAGCUAUUUGACAUGAGCAAUGACGAGGGGGUGGAAGGCGGAGACUCAGAUGAGGGUGAUGAAAUGGCCUCCAAGGCUCCUCAGCCGCUGUCCUCCUCUGCUCUGAUAAAGCUGGCAGAAGGAGACGAGGAUCUGGUGGAGGACCUGGAGCUGUCUGAUGAUGACUGAGGUUCAUGGACGCUCACCUGAGACUUUUAUGCUCUCCACCUUAUCAAACAUCUAUAAUUAGAAUGUUAUAGUAUUUUGUAUUACUAAAUAAAAACAUGUUCAUGAUAUCAUUUUA
Molecule: messenger RNA, 2392 nt
Organism: Cyclopterus lumpus (lumpfish)
Lineage: Eukaryota; Metazoa; Chordata; Actinopteri; Perciformes; Cyclopteridae
Gene: noc2l
Product: NOC2-like nucleolar associated transcriptional repressor
Biological process (GO): negative regulation of transcription by RNA polymerase II; ribosomal large subunit biogenesis
Cellular component (GO): Noc1p-Noc2p complex; nucleolus; Noc2p-Noc3p complex
Molecular function (GO): histone binding; transcription corepressor activity
Source: RefSeq, a predicted model, not a curated record